AUGAUUGCUAUUAGUUUAUUAUUAAUCUCACUUGUUAGCAGCGUUGCCGGUAAUUGUUUGGUUGGUGCUCGAUGUGGCACUGGUCUGUGCUGUUCAGCGUUUGGUUUUUGUGGCGCAGGUGCUGGAUACUGUGGUGGUGGUGUUGCUGCCGUCUAUCCCACUCGUGAUUGCCGAGUUGUAGGCUGCGCUGCUGGCUAUUGUUGCUCACCUUAUGGCUAUUGUGGAACAACCGCUCCCUAUUGCGGUGGUGCUGUUGCACCUGCUCCAGCUACUGGUAACUGCCGAGUAACUGGGUGUCCAGCUGGUACUUGCUGUUCGCAAUAUGGAUAUUGCGGAACUACAGCUGCUCACUGUGGUGCUGUCGCCUAUGGUAACUGUGGUUAUACAGCCUGUGGUACUGGCCUCUGUUGUACACGAUACGGCUAUUGUGGUGCUUAUGGUACUUAUUGUGCUGUACAAAAAUCGUCGAGUGUCAGUGAACCAGCAUCGAUCGAAGGUGAAUUUCAAGGACAAGCUACCUAUUAUAACGAAACUCAAGUUGGCUCUGACUAUUCUUCUUGUGGUACUGAACGAUCACGUUCGUUGGAUGAAGAAGAUCAGAAGAUCUACACAGCCGCUCUCAAUCAAAUUCAGUUCGAUCCUUACACUGUCGAUGGUAUUGCUAGCAAGAAUCCAAUUUGCGAAAAGAAAGCUUUAGUCAAAGGUCCACAAGGUGAAAUCGUUGUUCGAUUUGUUGAUCGAUGUCCUCAAUGCCUUGAGGGUGAUAUUGCUUUGACGGAAGAAGCUUUUCUCGCUGUGAAUGGUGAACUCGGCACUGGCCGAACAAAUAUUGAAUGGAAAUUUAUUUGA
Adineta ricciae is the source of this 849-nucleotide messenger RNA. The record is from the annotation of a GenBank genome assembly. NCBI's taxonomy places the organism in Eukaryota, Metazoa, Rotifera, Eurotatoria, Adinetida, Adinetidae.